This is a messenger RNA of Cadophora gregata, 3129 nucleotides long. RefSeq lists its product as uncharacterized. The record is from RefSeq and is a predicted model, not a curated record. The coding region runs from base 1 to 3129 and encodes 1042 amino acids. NCBI's taxonomy places the organism in Eukaryota, Fungi, Ascomycota, Leotiomycetes, Helotiales, Ploettnerulaceae. Gene Ontology annotation, cellular component: cytoplasm. Gene Ontology annotation, molecular function: protein binding. The transcript has 4 exons. Gene Ontology annotation, biological process: positive regulation of TORC1 signaling.
AUGGAUCGAAAUGAAGGCAUCAUAAGAUGGUCGCCAAACCCAUCUCGAAAUGAGUUUACGAUCUUCAACUUGAACAACAAAGUAUGUCACCUCUUUGAAGCUACAGGCUAUGCUCAACCUCUGCCGGGCCGUUUCGAGUACAAGAGGAUUUCCAAACAUACCGAGCUUCCAGCCGUCAAUACUUAUGACUGGUCUCCAACGAUUCGAGGACUUGUUGCCGUCGGUACCGCUCAUGGAGAAGUCAGUCUUUUGAGACUUGAUGACAAUUCAAAUGCCUGUCUCACAUUGCCUCUGAAGCUGCAGAGACCUUGUCAAUCCGUUUCAUUCAACACCACUGGACUUCUAGCAGUUGGACUGGACAGAGUCAGAAACGAUUCUUGCCUGCAGGUAUGGGAUGUUAACGAACGGCUGGCGGGCUGGGAUUCGUCACAGAAAGGAUGGUCGGUACCGCCUAUGAACAACAUAGAGCCCAAGAAGAAACUCGAAGGCAGUACUUCUAUCACAAGCAUACGAUUCUUUGAAGACCAACCGAAAACACUCAUUGCAGGAGUCAAGAAUCAAAGUGUCCGAAUUCAUGAUCUUCGAGAUCCAAAUUCGGCUGUGAUAAACUUCCAGACGAGAUGUAAUAACAAUGUUGCCAUUGACUAUACAGAUCCCAACUACUUUGCUUCCUCCAGCUUGGAUCAACCAGGACUCGUCAUUUGGGAUCGUCGAGUUGCAGGUCGUUCUACUGCUUCUCCAAUGUAUCUGGAAUCUAUCGAUCAAGAAGAGGUACCCUGGGGCGCUGUUUUGAAAUUGGAUCGUGCCAUCGAGGUUGACAAAACCACAUAUGUUAAGCAGCUUCGCUUUUCCAGGGAGCAGAGGGGAGCUCUUGGCGUGCUCUCGACUGCGGGGCAACUUCAAAUUCUCCAAACUAGAAAGGAGUUCAUCGAGCCUGGAUCGUCAAAUGAUGUACCUGACAGUCCAGAGCUACUUGAAAUCAAGAAGUCUAUUGAUCUUGAGUACCCAUUCUUCGAACACAAUCAUCGAAGGAAAUACGAGCAUCGAAUUGUAUCUUUUGACUGGUUGAAUCUUGGAACAUCAGAGCUUCAAGGGCGAGUCAUCGCUCUAAGAGCGAAUGGUGAAUUCGAGAUCUUGCAGAUGCCAGCUGAGACAGCAAGCCAGCUAUCUCAGCUGAUGCCAUGGAAGCCACCGCAUCAUGAUGGUGACCCGUACCUGGAUCUCAUGCGAUUUUCGGAUCCAGUGGAGCAGGAAAAGGUUCUUGGCCCGCUCUAUUCUACUGCAGCCAAAGCCGAUGUUGCUGUAUUUGGCCCAGAAAAGUUCACAAAGAAAGCAAUUAUUGAGUCUCUGUACGAGGAGGUCAAGAAGUCCUUGAAAUCUCCCGAGGACCCUGUGGUCGAUCUUCUUGCGCCUCAGGAGCCAGCACCGGGCAGGACAGCGAGCACAGUCAGUGCUCCAGAGUCACUCGGUGAUGAUUUCACACAAAUCAACCUCGAGCCAAAAGAGAGCAAAAGACAAGCUGGGACAGAAACAAGUGCUGAAACAUCGGAUCCGAAGAAAACUUACUCAAGUAGAGAGCUUUACGAGAAAUCUCACUAUACUGCAGUCAGCCGAAACCCAUCUACGAAAACCACACGGGACCAAUUGGACCAUGUCAUGUUACGCAGAGCAAUCAAUGGCUACCUAUUCAAUCCAAACAUCAACAAGAGUGUUGUGGCAGAUGAUACAUGGCUUCAGGAUGUAUGGGAAUGGAUCGCUGGCGCUGAAGAAGCUGCACGUGAAGAUGGAAUGGUAUCAAUGCCUCUUGACCUAAGCUACAUGGGCGUAUACACCAUAUGGAUGAAUCUACUAGGAGAGAAUUCUCACUCUCGUCUAAUAGAUAGCUCUCUGGUUCCUGACACAACACAAUGGGAGCGCCUCAUUGCGGCCAUCAAUAGAAGAGCUGGCCGUCCCAGUUUUGACGGCGUGCAGACUUCUAAGCCACAUCACCGACAGCUGUGUUUAGCAAUAUGUGGUCUUCUCAAGUCGCCUGAGCAACUCGAGGAAGACCUGACGGAACUAGAGAAAGCUGGCAAAUAUACUACUGCAGCUGCGUGGGCACUUUUCGAAGGAGUUCCGAAACGUGCAGUCGAGAUCCUGAAGAAUGGCGGAACUGAUCUACUCUUCGUCGCAAUGGCUCUCGACAUCAAGUUGAAGAGCAAUGCUGCUCUGGACCUGGAUGACACUCAAUGGAGCAGAGCACUCGAAAACCACCCACAGAUGGGCGAGGAUCCAUACCUCCGUGCUAUCUAUGGUUAUAUCACGACCGGAAAUUGGAGAGCUAUCGCAGAUGCAACAUCUCUACCUCUUCGUGACCGAGCCUGGGUAGCUUUGCGGAACUUUCCGGAUGAGAAGCUGACCGAAUGGCUGGUCAAGGAGAUGGAAGAAGCCAUUCAUACCGGCGACAUCGAAGGCAUCGUGUUGGCCGGUAUCACUGAUAACAUGGUUGAUAUUUUUGCCAAAUACGUCGAAAAGUUCAUGGACUAUCAGACUCCUAUCCUAGUCAUGUCAUUUUGCUACCCCAGAUACAUUAACGACAUUCGCUGCGAUGCUUGGCGCAAAGCUUACAAAGACUUUCUCCAGCGUCACAAAAAGUACAUCCUUCGGGUCAAAUUUGAACAGCAGUCAACAAUCAAGAGUCGACUGCGAGACGACACCCCAGUCAUCAAGCCACCACCUCGUCAAAUAACCAUUCGUUGUCUAAACUGUGAUGCGAACACAGCCAAUGACCUCGAGAAUUCUGGCGCCACGGCCGGUCCGCUACCACUCUCAUCAUCUACCACCAUGGAUAAACGAAAUCCGCUCAUAUCAUCUGGUAUCAAUGCAGGACUGAAUUGUCCAAAAUGUGGCUGCCACCUUCCCCGAUGUGCCGUGUGCAUGGAAAUUGUGGGAAUGCCUCGCUCCGACCGUCCCGAGAUGUCAACUGACAACAGGAUUCGACGGAUGGCCAACUUCCCGACUUUCUGCUUGAAAUGUAAACAUGUUCAGCAUAUGGACCAUUCGAUUGCUUGGUUCCAGAGGCACAACGAAUGCCCUGUGCCGGAAUGCCAGUGUCCUUGUAACGAGUCCAAAGCCAGGGAAAAGGUGUAG